Molecule: messenger RNA, 3961 nt
Organism: Acanthaster planci (crown-of-thorns starfish)
Lineage: Eukaryota; Metazoa; Echinodermata; Asteroidea; Valvatida; Acanthasteridae
Product: putative sodium-coupled neutral amino acid transporter 6
Biological process (GO): amino acid transmembrane transport; L-glutamine transport
Cellular component (GO): plasma membrane
Molecular function (GO): L-glutamine transmembrane transporter activity
Source: RefSeq, a predicted model, not a curated record
AAAAGAACAGUGGUAGAACCAGUCUUAUGUUGUAACGUGUGGGUGAAUCGCAAUGACAGGCACAAAUAGAUACCUCAUAAAGUAGUGAAGGCUAGUCAGCAAAGCAUCUAGAGGCUGAGUAGAGGACAUACAUUGUAUUCUAAACAAAGUAAUGUCACAAUGACAAUGUCAUGAAUGUGAUUUGACGCGUGGGUGCAUGGGCUACGGGAUCGGAUUUGAAGUGAUCAUGUUUAUGGAUCUUAGUCGUUCACGAUCGCCGGGCAUGCCGGGUGUAACCAUGGAUGGAGGAAAACACGGUCGGCAACAAAGACGUUAUGUUGUUGAGGAAGCAGAUGCAUUUAACACGACAGUAGAGGAGGCAUUUUGGCCACCAUGGCCGCCAGGAUCAAUCAACUCUCCACUGGUUAAUGAACAGCAGGAAAAUUCUGUCCCAGAUGAAGUGGAAUCGGGUCGACGGUCCUCCUUUGGCAUGUCGGUAUUCAACUUGAUGAAUGCCAUCUUGGGUAGCGGUAUCCUGGGACUAUCCUUUGCCAUGGCUAAAAGUGGCAUCGCUCUCUUCACAUUAUUAUUAGUAACAGUGGCUGUACUGGCUGACUUCUCCAUUCAUCUCCUCCUCAAGAUGUGCGUCUUAACUGGUGUCAAAUCUUAUGAAGAAGUUGGCCUGUUUGCUUUCAAUGUCCCUGGCAAGAUAAUGGCUGCCGGUGCAAUUCUCCUUCAAAAUAUAGGAUCUAUGUCAAGUUACUUAUUCAUAGUCAAAGAUGAAUUGCCCAAAAUCCUGAGUUCAUUCCUACAUAUCACAGAAGAUAAAAAUCUGUGGUUCUUGAACGGCACCUAUCUUGUCUUGAUGGUCGUGUUGAUAGUUAUCCUGCCGUUGGCCUGCCUACCCAAGAUUGGUUUUCUGGGCUAUACUAGUGGUCUCUCCAUAUUGUGCAUGGUUUUCUUCACUGUCGUGAUUGUCAUCAAGUGGUUUUCCUUUCCUUGCCCAAUACCGGGCAUUAAUUGGACUAAUAUGACAAAUUCAGAGGGGAGCCAGACAACAGCAACUUAUCACUUGUCUUAUAGUACAAGUUCUCCUAUUGGAUACGAAAUGGGAAAAGAUGUGGAAUCAACCAAUGGCAGCACCUCGUUGGAGUGUGAGCCAACCUAUUUUUCCCUGACAACAGAUACGGCAUACGCCCUGCCCACCAUGGCCUUUUCAUUUGUCUGUCACACUGCAGUGCUUCCAGUUUACUGUGAGCUUGCCAAACCCAGCAAGAGCCGCAUGCAGAACGUAGCCAACUCUUCAAUCUUCAUCUCAUUUACACUCUACAUGAUCUCAGCACUCUUUGGCUAUCUGACAUUUUAUGGCAAUGUGAGUGACGAGCUACUCGAUGGGUAUGAGUUAUACAACCCACUGGACCCACUUAUUUUGAGUGUUCGUCUGGCCGUGUGCCUAGCCAUAAUCUUCACUAUUCCACUUAUACACUACCCAGCCCGCAAAGCCCUCUUAAUGAUCUUCAAUACCUGGGUGCCACUCAGGGAUGCAUCGUUUCCAUGGCUACGCCAUUUUGUGUCCACUGCUCUUCUCAUCACCUUGGUGACGUGUAUAGCAAUCUAUGUACCUGACAUCAAGCAGAUCUUUGGCAUCGUUGGUGCCACUGCCUCUACUAGUCUUGUCUUCAUUCUACCCUCCCUCUUCUACUUGCGUCUCGGCACAGAACGACUAAAUUCUUUACAGAAAAUAGCAUGUUUGGCUCUGCUGGUAAUUGGUGCAGCUACUCUGGUAACUAGUCUGGUCUCUAUCAUCUACCGCAUCGUCACAAAGGCAUCAUGAUGUGAACAGGUCAAGCAUAGAUCCAGGGAACUAUACUGACAAUCAGUCUUGCAACCAUUUCGUGUGUUAUCAUAAAGGAAUGAUGCAGUGUGAAAGGAACCAAGUGAGAUGGAAAGAACUACCCUGGAAAUUUAUCUAGUCACCAUCGUCUUAUGCAUUACCAUGAAGAAAUUGUACCAAUUAACCACUUAAUACUCACUUCCCCAAAUCUCUCUAAAUGCCAAGGUUGGUUCCAACAGUUUUGAAGUGUGUUGCUUGAUAGACCAACCUUUAUUACUUUACCAAGGCACUUUAUAUCCUUAUUUCCUUUUUACAAAGUUCAAAGAAUUGGCUGUUCUUACUGUAAGUUCACUCAGGGACUUCUCAUGCCAGUAUCAAUAUGAAGCAUGGUGUGACAGGUUUAUAAAAAUGCUUCGUUGGUAACAAAAGUGUUUUGCUAGAAUGCUGCAAGCCAAGUAGCAUUACAGCUUCGGUUGUUGUUUGUUGUAGUUCCAUUAUAUUACUAUCAUUCGCUGUAACUAUUUCUCACAGACAAGGUAUUUUUGUUCUGUUGUGUACUUGGACUUUUUUUUUUGAGUUAUUUAUUUUGUAACUGUUCGAUUUCAGUCCCAUGUGUGAAUUUGUUUCUUGAAAUGCAUUGUAAAAUGUGUGCUUUCCUGCUACCCGGAAAUUUUCUUUGUGCCAAAGAUAAUUGUGCAUUAGAUUUGUUUAAAUUUCUUGUAAAUUUCAAACAAUAUUAUUUGUACACACUAUGUAUUUCCUAGUUCUUUGGGUAUUUUCUUAAAGGGUAAUAUUAUAGGGUAUCAUUUCAAAUAUAAAUCUUUCUUCUAAAAAGGUUUCAUACAGGUUUGUUAUAUUUUCGUUCAAUGAAAUUUUUCUCAUGUUAUUUUUGUUCAAGUUUUUCAUAUUUCUAAUGAACUAUAUUGCUUUUUCAAAGGUAUGCUGGUAGUUUCUGUUAUGUGAAGGUAGAACGUGUGGAUGAAGGUUUUGUGUCCCUAAGCAAGGUGCUUUGCUUCACUUGCCUGUCUUACCCCAUCAGAGUAGAAGCGGUCAUUGUCGUGGCUUCCUCAUGGACAUAGUGAACAGUCAACCUGUUAUUGCCUUUGUGACUUUCAACAUUAACUUAACUUUAAUAUUUAGUUAGGCUACAUUCGUCAUUUAUGCUCGUUUAAGAUAUGAACCCAGCAGACUCCAUUGAUGGUAGGAUAAUGCUGUCUCAUAAUCCGAGCAAUGUUAAGGAGCUUCUAGGGCCUUGUGUUCCCCUGGCCCCGUAUAUGAGCAUUAUGUCAGGUCACCAGUCUAGCUUCCGGCCAAAAGCAUUGCAUAUUAAAGUUGUCUGGAGGUGCAAAUGUAGUUUCUCAGGAUUAUAGAUAAUUUGGGGUCAUUCUGUACAGUUUGGGUCCAAAGUGUGACAUUUUGUGUACCUCUAAACCUGACCUGUGUAAUUUGAAACGGAAAUACUGAAAUUCACUAUAUUUUAUUUGUUUUGAAUGUAAUUUACAUUAUUACUUCAUCACUGUUUGAAAACCAUGUCAGUUGUGGGAGGGACAUGAAAGUUGACCCGUAUUUGUAGAGUAACCCUUAUGAAUGGAUACUGACCAGGGUAAGUCAAAGCCUUUUUUAUUGUGGACCUCACCAGUAAGUUUUCUGGUUGUUAGUCAAAGGUUGUGUUGUCGCAAUACGUAAUUGUUUUAGCAAGAACUUACAUCAUUAGUUCUGUUCAUGCAUGGCUGGGACAUCAGAAACACCUCUGACACUCGUGGUAAGUUGAAACAAUUGUGAGCCUCUUUGUGGUGUAAGCAGUGAAUUGUAUAUGGGAACAGAGCUUAUAAUGUGAUGGGUCAUUACGACAGUUUUUGAUCAACCUUUAAGUACAAUGCAAUUUUCUCUCUAGGUAGAAUAUAUAUAUUUUUUAUAAUUGUGUCUGUAAGUGUAUUUUAAUUUCCAUUUUUAAAAUUACCGUUUGUCAUAAUUUUAGUUGUACUGUACAUGAUUUCUCAAGUUUUCUCGUCCAUAUCAUGAGAAAUGAGACAUCAGGGUUCAUUUUUCAUAAAACUACACAUUGUCUAAUUGUAUUUCUUAAUCUAAGCUGAUGGGAAUGCUUUUAUUUGUAUCUAAGUAAAUAAAUUUUAAAUUUGUAUAUCUUCA